This is a messenger RNA of Ostertagia ostertagi, 366 nucleotides long. NCBI's taxonomy places the organism in Eukaryota, Metazoa, Nematoda, Chromadorea, Rhabditida, Trichostrongylidae. The record is from the annotation of a GenBank genome assembly.
AUGGAACAAAAGAGAAAAUCACACCCUGAUCGCUCUUUGCUGAUAUUUGAUUCUGCUCUUUGCCACGUAACUGAUGAAGUGAAACAAUUUUGUCAACAAUAUAGCAAAAUUGCCGUAAUACCAGGAGGAUUGACUAAAAUAUUGCAACCCUUAGACGUCGGCAUCAACAAACCGUUUAAAGACCACUUGAAAGCUGGCUGGGAAAAAUGGAUGAGAGAUGAAGCCAAAGCAACUUACACAAAAAGUGGAAUUAGCGAAAGUUUCCAAUCCAUUUCAUCUGAUGUUAUUCAACAUAGCUUUGAAAAAGCAUUGUGUGAUUUGGAAAAUCUCAAAAACGAUUCUUGCCAUGAUGAAUAUAAACGAUGA